Molecule: messenger RNA, 688 nt
Organism: Nicotiana tabacum (common tobacco)
Lineage: Eukaryota; Viridiplantae; Streptophyta; Magnoliopsida; Solanales; Solanaceae
Source: RefSeq, a predicted model, not a curated record
ACCUUCCUUUCACUCCCAUUUUCUGUUUCUCAAAUUUCCUCCGUUCCAAUUCCCCUUUCGAUCAAAUUUUCAAUUUUCCCUUCUUUUUCUUCGCCAUAUGAAAUAACACAAGAGAUUUGAAAGAAAAGGCGAUCGAUUUGUGUGAGGUUAUAAUACUAAUAUGGCGAAGAACAGAGAGGAGGAAGAACACAGUAAGGUGGUGGCAUUAACGGAGGAGGAAGAGGAAGAAUUGGAGGAACAAUUAGGUUCUAGUUUGACGCUCGAACGUGUCGCCGCCGCGAAAAAAUUGAUCGAAGAUCAUUAUAAAUCGCACAUGAAACUCAUCCAGGAUCGCAAACAAAGGCGUUUACUGCUAGAAAGGAAAUUGGAAAGCUCUGGUGUACCAAAGGAGGAACAAAUGAACUUUCUAAAGGAAUUGGAGAGAAAAGAGACAGAGUAUAUCCGGCUAAAGCGUCAUAAGAUUUCUGUUGAUGAUUUUGAGCUUUUGACGAUCAUUGGAAGAGGAGCUUUUGGAGAGGUUUGAGAUUCGUAUAUAUCUUUAGGUUGAAAAAUAUUUCAUUCUCCGGGGAUUAUGUUUUCCCGCUAAGUUUUGUUAUAUGGGCUGUUCAACUUUUGAAGACUGAAUUAUAACUUCAUAUGCUUAACCAGAAGGAGCAUGUUUAAUGAUUUCUUCGAUUUUCAUGCAAAA